This is a messenger RNA of Glossina fuscipes, 3058 nucleotides long. RefSeq names its product sodium-independent sulfate anion transporter. Gene Ontology annotation, molecular function: sulfate transmembrane transporter activity. The transcript has 10 exons. Gene Ontology annotation, cellular component: membrane. Bases 1082 to 2884 code for a protein of 600 amino acids. Lineage: Eukaryota; Metazoa; Arthropoda; Insecta; Diptera; Glossinidae. Gene Ontology annotation, biological process: transmembrane transport. The record is from RefSeq and is a predicted model, not a curated record.
GAUAAAAUAUUUAUACGAACAUGUGUGAUGUCUUUAAAGUAAUUGAUAAUUUUCCUUCGAUAUGUAAACGAAUAACUAAAUGGAAGUUAAUUGUUAAUAGUAUUUUUUAUUAGUUUUCCUAAUAGAAUGUUAAAAAAAAAAAUGAUUAAAUAUAUAAAUGCAAGAAAAUAAUAUAUCUAUUCAUCAUAUUUCUGAUGCCGAAUUCAAUAUCUAUACGUUCAAGCUGCAAUGUAAAACCAUUAAAAGUUUACCUUCAUUUAGCUUAUAUCUGUAGUUGAUUACGUUGCACGAUUUCCAAAUUGCGUGUAAGGUAAUAUAAACGUACAAUGCAGGGCGAAAUGUGUGGAGCUGAUUUCUCUUUGAGAUGCCUUCUGAGGAAUUAUAUAUUAACAGCAGGCAUGACAAUAUAACGUGUUCCAGUACUACUCUCUGUCCCAUUGCAGGAACGGGUAAAGUUUGAAAAUGUUGUUUCGUUGUCGAGUACAGAGAGAUCAGUUGUUGGUAUAUAAGUAAAAUUUCUGACCGAUGUCGUCACAAAUUCCCUUUAGUGCCCAAGUAAGCGAAAAAAAAAAACAAACAAUUGAUGAAUUGGCUUCAGUUCAAUACGUUUCGACCGUUACUGUAACUAAAUUAGUUUUUAUUUGUUCAAUAUUCAACGAUUUAAGUUCAACGAUUUUAACGUAUUCAGCUCCACAUUGUGUUUAAAAUGGAUAAUUUUUCAUUAUUCAGUUAUCUCUUGACAAUUCAAGUGAUUAUACCAAAUUUUAAAGCAGUGUGAUUGUUAAUACUCUAUUAGAUUUUAAAGUAAGCGCUAUUUAUUUAUUGGAUAUCAAUAUUUUAUAACAAUAUCUUCGAAAUAUUCGAAAACGUUUUCUAAAUUACUGAUAUAUUUGUUCUUCUUAAAAAUUCGAAAAAAAUCUAUGAGAUUUAUAACGUACUAAUUAAUUGCUUACACCUCGAGAUCAGAGUUCCUAUAAAGUAUUUAGUAACUCAACGCAAAAUUCUACUUUCGUCUUUUCGUUCAAUCGUUGUUGGUAUUUUCGGAAGUGAAAAAAUUCAUUCGAAAAGUUAAAUUUCGAAUAUGAAGUUAAAAGAUUUGGCGUAUCGUACUGUGCCGGGCAUUGAAUGGUUAAAUCGUUACACUCUAAAAGAUUGGGUCGCGGAUGUAAUUGCUGGCGUAACUGUGGCGCUUACUGUACUACCUCAAGGUUUAGCGUAUGCGACGCUAGCAGGCUUGGAACCUCAAUACGGCUUGUAUUCAGCAUUUAUGGGAGGUAUAGUUUACGCUUUUUUUGGAAGUUGCCCUCAGGUCACUAUUGGGCCUACAGCUCUAUUGGCUUUAAUAACUAGUCAUCAUACGGGCUUUGGUUUAACAUCUGGUGCUGAUUAUGCGAUACUCUUAUGUUUAAUAUCGGGUAUAGUUGAGUUUCUCAUGGCAAUCUUGAGAUUAGGCGCUUUAGUCGAUUUGAUAUCCUUGCCAGUCACAGUAGGUUUCACUUCGGCCACAGCCGUUAUAAUAGGUACAUCCCAGUUGAAGGGACUUUUCGGUUUACGUAGCGAUUCUGGAUCUGGUUUUUUGAAUACUAUUACGUCGGUAUUUUCAAACUUAGAUAAAAUGCGUAUGGCUGAUUUCUCUUUAGGAUUUGUGGCCAUAAUUAUAUUACUCUUUUUAAGGAAAUUAAAAGAUUUUAAAUUCUCGAAUAAAAGGAAGCUUUUGAAGAGUAUUUCAUGGAUAUUGGUUACUGGACGGAAUGCUUUAGUUGUAUUGAUUUCAAGCAUAAUUGCCUAUUACAGUUGCAAAAAUAAAGCGAGCUGUCCUUUUAUUUUGACGGGCAAUGUGAAAAGUGGCUUGCCCGGAUUUCAAGUACCGAAAUUUGAAACGAAUAUCGUAAGUGCGAACGGUACCGUAGUACAUCAAAAUUAUAGAGACAUGAUAUGGGAACUGAGAACUUCAAUGAUUAUAUUACCCAUUAUCGCUGUCUUGGGUAACGUGGCUAUUUCAAAAGCAUUUGGUACUUCAGGAUUAAGCGCCACACGUGAAAUGUUCGCAUUAUCGUUAAGUAACAUAUGUGGUUCGUUCUUUUGCUCGAUGCCAGUAACCGGCUCUUUUUCAAGAAGUGCCGUAAAUCAUGCCAGCGGCGUUCGAACGCCUUUCGGUGGUCUUUAUACUAGUGCUUUCGUUUUAUUAGCUGUGGCCGUUUUGACUCCAUACUUUCAGUUCAUACCGAAAGCUGCAUUAAGUGCCGUCAUCGUCUCAGCCGUAAUAUUUAUGAUAGAGUUUGAAGUAGUCAAACCUUUAUGGCGAUGUAGCAGACGUGAACUUUUACCUGGAGCCGUGACAUUUGUUAUUAGUUUAGCGUUGGGUGUGGAAGUCGGCAUACCAUUGGGCGUAGCUACUGACGUAGCGUUUUUAAUUUACCGUGCGGCUCGUCCUGUAAUAGCUGUCAACGAAUUAAAGACUAAAAAUGGUAUUACUUACAUCGUGAUACGUCCCAAACAAAGUUCUCUUUGUUUUCCUUCAAUUGAUUGGGUGCGCUGUAGAAUAUCAAAUGCUUUAAGCAGUUACGGUUCGGUUCCAGUAGUCUUGGAUUUCUCGACUGUGAACGACUUCGAUUUUACGGCUGCCCGUGGCAUUGGCAUAUUACAUAAGGAAUUAUUGAAUGUGAAUGUGAAUCUAAUUUUAAUGAAAGUUUCCAAUGAAAUGAUAGUCAUUUUAAAAGAAGCUACAAAUAUAGAAUUUCAUCUUAUCGAUGACCUAGACGAAUUGGAAAGCACAUUGGAUCAAACAUCUGAAUGUGAGCCGUAUCUUCGGGUGACGGUGCCUCUGAUAAAUGGGCAAACUUUGAUUGAUUGUAAAGAAAUUGAUCACGGGAAGAGCAACUGAAUCCAAUGUAUACACUAAGAGGUCACCUAAUAUGAUGCCGUUUUAUAAAUAUCUUUAAAAUUUUUGAAAGACUUGAGCUGUGCAUUCACAUGACGCCAUUCAGUAAAUUUAACUAAGAGUUACUGUUUUAUUUAUUUACAUUACAUGUAUUUGAUUUUAAUUAAAUUGAAACUA